AACUUUAAACCCAGUAUCGCCGUCAUCGUAGGCGUACUAACCACGUUAUUCUCCAUCACCUUCCUCCUCCUCAUGUACGCCAAACACUGCAAACAGAGAGUCGACUCGUCGUCGGAACCCGGGUAUUAUUACAACAACAAUCGCGGUUUUCCGGCGACCGGAAGGAAGAAUUCCGGUAUUGACCCGGUAAUCAUCGAGAGUUUACCGGUUUUCCGGUUCGGUUCAUUGCAAGGAGAAAAAGAUGGGUUAGAAUGCGCGGUUUGUUUAAACCGGUUUGAACCGGAAGAGAUUCUUCGGUUAUUACCCAAAUGUAAGCAUGCGUUUCACGUGGAGUGUGUUGACACGUGGCUCGACUCUCAUUCCACGUGUCCUCUUUGCCGGUUUCGGGUCGACCCGGAAGAUGUGCUCUUAGUGGACCGAGUUAACCCGGUUGAGCAUGAACCGAUUGAAGCCGGGUUACCCGAGUCAACUCGGCGGGUUUCGGGUCGUCACUCGUCUGCUGGAGAAAAAGGGCGAGUUAGUAAUGGACCUAAAACGACGUCGUCAAGGAGGUCAUUAGACGGGUCAAUCACAGCCGUUGAUCGGAGGAAAGACGGGAUGUUACUAACCGUUGAUAAAGACAGGCGAGUAGAACAUAAAAUAAUAAUAAAUCCAAGUGCGGCCCAUUACGAGAGAUGGAGUGAUGUACAGCCGUACGAUCUGUUCUAUCUACGGUCAGAGAUGUUGAUGAAUGAGGGCCGUCGAUCAUCAACAUCAAAGCGGGUGUAUGGUAAGUAUGAUGGGGUGAGGAUGCAGGGGAUAAUUAAUAAUGGCAGAAGUGUAAUUAAUGAGAGAAGUGUGUCGGAAAUCACGGGGUUAAGCAGGUUUUCGAGCAGAAAUACAGGAAAUGGUGGUGGUGGUAAUGAGGAGAGAGAAAGAGAGAGACAUAAUGGGGCGAUUGCCAGGUGGAUGGCUUGGAUUUCUCAAUCUAGGCCAGCUGUACGGUCGGGAGCUUAGCUUGUUCAUAAAUUUUAGGACCUUCGAUAAAUUUAUUUAUUUAUUUAUUUUUCUCAAAAUUUUGAGGUAAUAGAUUUUAGUUUGGGUCCCACGUAUUAAAUUAUCUUAUUAAUUGGUUUAGGGUAAAAAAAAAAAAAAUUAAGAGUAUUUUUUAAAAAAAACUUUUUUACCCUGUCUAUUGGAGAGGAGAGGGUUAAAUUUUCAAGAGGGAAAUUUAUUAUGGAGAAGUUUUUACUGUAAUUGAAAGGAAAUAUUGGAUAGAAAAUAUUUUGAUCAAUUGUACUAAUUUUUAAGAGGAUAAAUUUGACUACUGGUUUAAAAUAAAACUAAACGUAAAGUUUAUGAGAUGAUUACUCGUAAAGUUUUACAUUUUACACUUGUGACUUCGUGAGAGUGUAGUGUUGUAAACUUGUAAUGAACAUGUUACAAUGAGAAGUGUUAAUAAUCUUACUAUUGAUUACGAUAUG
Molecule: messenger RNA, 1463 nt
Organism: Chenopodium quinoa (quinoa)
Lineage: Eukaryota; Viridiplantae; Streptophyta; Magnoliopsida; Caryophyllales; Amaranthaceae
Product: RING-H2 finger protein ATL43-like
Exons: 1
Source: RefSeq, a predicted model, not a curated record